AUGGACUUUGUAGCUGAGAUGGAGAAAGUUGAGUGUGAGAAGCUUAAAGAAUCGGAACGUUUCUCCAUUGAGUAUGAAGAAAUUAGCGGGCAAAAUGCAGAACUGAAUUCGAAGUUACCUGAACUGAAGGAGGAAUGCGAAGAACUAAGAAAAAAGGUGGAGGAGAAAAAGUCGAAUCUGGCGGUAGAGAAUUUGAAAAUCGGAGACCUUCGACAAGGCGCAGAAUCAAACAAGUUGGCAAAGGAGAAAGAACUUGAAGAUGCGAAUGCGGAAAUGAGUAGAAUGGAAGCCGAAAUAUUGAGGAUGGAAACGGACGCAGAAGAUAUUCAGAAUAAGAAGUACGAGCUAGAAGGCGAGAUACACUUGCUCAAGCACCAGCUAUCUACAAAAGGUGAUGAGCUGGCGACUGCCAAAGAGAAUUUCUGUCGCAUGCAAGAAGCGACAAAUGCUGUAGCGAAAGAGAAGACCCACACGCAGAAGAGUGCAACUGGCGAACGCGAAGAGGGCAAUGUAGGGAAGGGAAAUCUCUCACGGAUGAAUGCGAGGUCGUCCCCUAUGAAGCGGAGAACACCUAAACAGAAACCAAAAUCUCCUAAGCAGAAACCAAAAUCAAGUAAACAGUCAGAGAAGGCAAACCACGGAAAAGGUGGAGAAGCCUCGAAGUCUAAGAAUAAUGCUGAAAGCUUCUUCAAUACGGACCGUGAGGAGAGUGACACAAGAAACGUUGAUUCUGAUGGGGUCAAGAGCGCCAGUCUACAGAACACGAAUACACUUGCUUCUACUUUGGCAGAAGAAUUCAAGCGUGAUAUUGCAGUGGAUUUGGAUGACAGUAUGAUGGUGGAGGAUGACGAUAAUGAUGAGUUGUUUGGCGACUUAACCUUUGGUACUCCGCUAAACAAGAGCAUGGCAGCUGUUCCGGGCACGGGCAACCACGAUGCAUCCAUUCGCGUGGAUGAAGAUAUUCACUUCGAGCCAAAUGAAUUAUUCACGUCAACGCCUCUUAUCGUGAAGAAGCAGUGUACCGUGCGUCCAACUCGCGUCAAAUCUUCUACCCGUAAUACGGAACCGUCGUCAUCGCAGGGAAUUUUGAAGAUGCCUCCAAUGCGAAGAAGUUCCGGAGAUUCGGCGGCCGCCCCACAUCGACGAGGAAAAAACCGUGGAAGGCCGAGAUGGAGGCCAUAG
Molecule: messenger RNA, 1182 nt
Organism: Ostertagia ostertagi
Lineage: Eukaryota; Metazoa; Nematoda; Chromadorea; Rhabditida; Trichostrongylidae
Source: the annotation of a GenBank genome assembly